GGAUGGUGCCGGCGCCGGGCGGGGGUAUUAUCCCAUGAUUUUGGAAGAUGUGGGACUUUUAUGUAACAAUCGCUAUUUGGGACUCAGUUUCAGAACUGAGCAGUGUUGCAAGGCAGAAGGACCUGUGUUCAUGCCUGAAUUGAAGUGGGAACUUCAGACCGUCACUGACAGAAGCCCCUUGCCCUGCCAGGUUCUGGAUGCCAAGCACCUCCUGCUCAUGCAACUGAUGAAUGCGUGAAGAGGAAGCUGACCAGGAGAGGGACUCUUGAGCAGCUGCUAAGAUGGGCAUGAGAAUCAAGUUGCAUAGCACCAAUCACCCCAACAACCUGCUGAAGGAACUCAACAAGUGCAGGCUCUCCGAGACCAUGUGUGAUGUCACCAUUCUGGUGGGGAGCCGCUCUUUUGCUGCACAUAAGGCUGUUCUGGCCUGCGCUGCAGGCUACUUCCAGAAUCUCUUUUUGAACACAGGGCUGGAUGCUGCCAGGACCUAUGUAGUGGAUUUCAUCACACCAGCCAACUUUGAGAAGAUCCUCAGCUUUGUAUACACUUCAGAGCUCUUCACAGACCUAAUCAAUGUGGGUGUCAUUUACGAGGUGGCAGAGCGACUGGGCAUGGAAGAUCUGCUGAAGGCCUGCCAUUCAACCUUCCCUGACUUGGAGAGCUCAGCUAUCACAAAGCAGUCCUCUCUGUCCAUGGGCGAAGGCCGGUCAGGCCCUCUGAGCAGCACCUCGUCAGAACAGAAACAUUCUUUGGGUGAAAUCCGGAGCGGUGGGGAACAUUUUGGCCCCGAACGGAAUUACAUCUUGCAUGGAGAAGUGGCAGGCAGCUACAAAGAGUGUGACCGGAAUACCGUGAAUGAGGCCAGCCAGACUCUUCCCCUGAUGCAUCAGCAGCCUCCUAAGACAGAACAAGAAUCAGAACAAGGGCAGUUUGCUCCUGCCACAAGUAUGGCAACCCAGCCCAACCUGGGCAGUGUAAAUGUUGGUCUUCAAACCAGUACAGGCUCCUGCCAACAGUAUAAAGUCCAGAGCAAUGGCGACUACAGCAAGGGUGGCUUCUUUACUGCUGAUACUUCCCUGGACAUCUCCACGGGGAGCAAUUCCUGUCCCAGCAACAGCGAUCACUCCAAAGAGCAAGGUUUUGGGCAGAUGGAUGAGCUUCAGCUGGAAGACUUGGGGGAUGAUGAACUACAUUUUGAAGAUGCGAGUGAAGAGCUUGGCCCAACAGAAGAAGUUAUUGAGCUGAGUGACGACAGUGAAGAAGAGCUGACCUUUGAGAAUGACAGCCGGGAAAGCAAGGCCAUGCCCUGUCAGGUGUGCAAAAAGGUCCUGGAACCCAACAUCCAGUUGAUCCGCCAGCACGCAAGAGAUCACGUUGAUCUGCUCACUGGGAACUGCAAAGUCUGUGAGACUCACUUUCAGGAUCGGAAUUCCAGGGUCACUCAUGUUUUGUCCCACAUCGGGAUCUUUCUCUUCUCCUGUGACAUGUGUGAGACCAAAUUCUUCACCCAGUGGCAGCUUACCCUCCACCGAAGAGAAGGAGUGUUUGACAAUAACAUCAUUAUCCACCCCAGCGACCCUCUCCCAGGGAAGAUCAGUAUGUUUGGUGGGGGAUCUGGCUCAGAGCUGGCAUGUGCUGCCUGCGGGAAGCCUUUGGCCAAAGAUUUCCACACUGUCCGCAGCCACAUCCUGGACCACGUGAACUUGAAAAGCCAAACAUGUGGUGUGUGUGAUCAGAGGCACCUCAACCUCUGCAGUCUGAUGUGGCACACCCUGUCUCAUUUGGGGAUCUCGGUCUUCUCCUGCUCUGUUUGUGCCAACAGCUUUGUAGAUCGACACCUUCUGGAGAAACACUUGGCUGUUCACCAGAACAUGGAGGAGGCUCUUUUCCGGUGCCAUUUCUGUGGCCAGAGCUUUAAGCUGGAAGCAGCGUAUCGUUAUCAUGUCAGCCAGCACAAAUGUGGGGGCAGCCUGGACAUCCGACCGAGCUUUGGUGACCGUCUCCAGCAGCAGGGCCUCCAGAAGAGGAAGCUGCCUGAAGAAUUUUUGAGUGAAGACUUGGCACUGCAAAAUCAACCAGGCAAUAGUAAGUACAGCUGCAAAGUCUGUGGAAAGAGGUUUGCCCACACCAGUGAAUUCAACUACCACCGGAGGAUUCACACCGGAGAAAAGCCCUACCAGUGCAAAGUGUGUCAUAAGUUCUUCCGUGGCCGCUCCACCAUCAAGUGCCACCUGCGGACGCAUUCUGGAGCCCUCAUGUACCGAUGUACUGUAUGUGGACAUUAUAGCUCCACACUCAACCUUAUGAGCAAGCACAUAGGUGUGCACAAAGGCAGCCUGCCCCCUGACUUUACCAUUGAACAGACUUUCAUGUAUAUUAUCCAUUCCAAAGAUGCGGAGAAAAACACGGACAGCUGAUUGGGUGAGAUGGGACUGGACCAGCAAAGGAGCAAAUGCUAAUUACAGAAGCUGUGGAAAAAUGUCAUUUGUUUUAUUUAAUGGUCAGACAUCAUGGAUGGAAUCCUCCUUUUCUAUUCUUUUUAAUGUUUUAGGCCUUACUAGGGCUUUUUCAAUUGGCAUUGUACAAAUUAACAGUAUGUAAGCUAAAUCACUAUUUCCAAGAAGUCUGUCAUGUUUACUUACCUCUGGUCCUGUUAGAGGACAUUGAGUUCUGUGUUUUUAGCAUUUCACGCUGAGUUUUGAAUCUUUUUUUUUUUUUUUAACCUUUUAGCCCAUUUGAUUAGGCUAACUCUCAGUUUGAGCUUACCCACAAACUGAUGCUGCUAAGAUUUUGAAACCUGACCUCAAUAGAGAGGGACAGAGCCAGAGCAAGACAGUACUGGACUCAAAAAAAUAACUAAAAGAAAAAAGACAGGAAAAAAGAGACUCAUUCUAGGCAUCACUGGGGUUCUGCUGCUAUCGUGAGGAGGUAAGCAAAGUCUGUGUCACAAAAUCAGCCUUGAAAUUGUCUUUCCGCUGCAGGGGAGAUUAGCAACCAGCAUGUGUGUGUGCACAUGCAAAUGAGAAGGGGUACCUAGGAACAAAUUAAUAGGAGGAUGAUUUGUUGCUCGGAAGGGCAAUUCCCAAUCAGUGCCUCUUGUGAUUGUGGUCUCUGGGAGGCCUGUCUGAACAGAGAGUGCAGCUGGCAGUUUCACUGCCAUCCCCAUGACAUGCCUCUCAAGUUUUCAAUGACCCCCCCCCCAUUUCAAAACAAGGGAAAUGAAGGAGUAACGCCACCGCUUUGAAGAGAGCAGUCUGAGCAGAGGGGAUGGCUGCUUUGAAGGAAAGAGAUGGAUGUUUGAGCAGAGAUAUCUCUCAGAAGAAUCACUGAACUGGAGAGGGCAAGGGAAGCAGAUUUAUGCUAUGGGGCUGGCUGCUUCUUAGGAAAUAAUUUUUGAUGGAAUAGUCAUGCCUAACUUCUGCUGGCCCAUGGUUGACCAUCAUGAGCGUGCUGAUAUCCCCUCAGCUCUGAUUUGUGUGCUUAUGGCAGCUGUGCACAUAGAGCUCUGCCGACACAGUGUGCAUCUGAGGGCUUCCAGUCGUUGGAAGCAUUGGAUGUCUGAGAGCAGCAGGGUUGCUGAGGCCUGCGUAAAUCCCAGCAGACAAGGAUUUGAUGAAACCGUUGCCUUAACUCCCAGGAAGGUGUCUUUGAGAAGGACUGUUUUCUCUGCUAAAAGGAUAGCCCCCUCCCGUGGUUAAUGCAGUAAAUCACCACGUCCCAGACGUCUCACUGCGAAAUGUGUAUUGCAGGAUAUUGUUGGUGCCAAUGUAAGUUGGUUUCAUUUUUUUUAUUGAAUAAUGCUGUAACUUUAGCACAUGCCAGCUGGUGGCUGCAGCUUCAGAAGCUUGCAGGAAUAUAACUGAUGUGUAUCUCAGCCUGUCCUGGACAUACGUCAAGCACAGGCUUGGGACUCCUCCUCAGAGCUGUGCGCUUUCCUGCAAAGUGGGCUUUUCCAGCUGUGCUAGCAAGAUCGAUCCCAUGCUUGUAAUGUUUACACCAGGAAGGGUGGGAACUGGCUUUUUCCCAUGUUAUCCUGCUGUGGGGCAGAGGUGGAGAGGAAUGAAUAUUUCAAAUACCACAGCAUGAGUUAUAACUGCCCUUAGGUAACUCAUACUACCUCACAAACAGGAAGCGCUCAGGGCUUUUAAGCCACAGUUGUAUAGUAAAUUGGGCUCCUGCGCUUCUGUGAAGAUAUACUGUUACAAAACAAAACUAGUGAUUUGCAAACCCUGUAAAAGAGUUAAUUCUUGAAGUCAUCCCACCUUCUCCCCCUCUUGAAGGGACAACCCACAACAGAGGAGCAGCAUGAUCUGGACGCAUGGUUACUGAGCUAGGAAUUUCUGGGGUUUAUGCCCCCCCACUCCAUUGUGGCCUUGGGCAAGUCACUUCACCUCUUUGCCUCAGUUUCCUCAUCUGUAAAAUGAGGAUGGUAACACUUGUGGUACCUACCUACCUCCCUGGAGUGUGGUGAAGAUUACUGGCUCAUAUCUGCAAAGCGUGUGGAAGAUGCAAAGCACUUAGUGAAUGUUGCUAUUUAGCAUCCUAGGGCAAUAACAGCCUCCAUCCUUUCUUAUUCUGUACCAAUUUAUUGAGGUACAGCAACCACCUAGCAGGGUCAUUUUGCUCCUGUUACAGCUUUCCUUGUCCAGAGCAAAUCUCCUUUAAGUCUUGUCCCUGUUGCAGUCCUGUGAAGCAAGUUCUGUGGCAGAGUGAGAGGGACAGCCACAUUCCCUUCAAUGCUAGCUGCAUUGGAGAAGGGGGUUUGAGGAAGGGGCUUGUCAGAAUGGGAAGGAGGACUGUGCAUGCUGGGAUGUAGUGGCAUUGUAAUGCAACUGAGACUCCAGUGUUUGAAAGGAGCUUUUCACUUGUCUCCUGUGUAAAUUGCUGUCCAGGAGAAUAAGGAAGAGUUGGUCUUCCCUUCCCAAGAAUGGAGGGAGUGGAGAUUAUACAAGUGUGCAACUGCUGGUUGCAUCUGAAGGCUUUUGAUUGUUAGCUCCGUACACAGAAUCCUUCCCCAUCUACAGCUGAUCUCUUUGAUUUGCCUGUAAAGCUGCGUUUCCCUCCUCAGUAGCUCCAGAGUUUGCUUAGCUCUCACAGGGGCAAGAGACAACAGCCCUGUGUCAAGCUGCGCUCCACCUGGCAGUGCUGAUCCCUGCAUGGACACGAUACCUCUUUUCAGAAAGCUCUUUUGUCCAAAGCUUGAGAUAAUCCUCUGUCACCCUAUGGAGCUGCAAUACCUUAGUCAGAUCACACUACAGAAACACAAGGUGUCAGAGGAACAGACCUUGCCUGGGAGGAAAAGGAGAAACCAAGGCUGUUAAGGAGUUUUGCAUCCCUUCCACAGCCCGUGUAAUGUUGGCCAAGUUUGAGGCUAGCUGACAUUGUCCUGGUAGUGUUAAACUGGACUCAUGCUCUUGAUGUUUUGGUGCCUGGUGCAUGUUUGCAAGAGGAAAAUGGAUACUGAAAUGAUAGCUAACUCUCAUGGGAGAUUGAGAAGGGUAUUCCAUGCUUGUCAGGUGAAGCUGUGGCUUCCAAACUCUGAUCUUGUGGUACCACUAGUCACCCACCAGGCCUUAGUGCGUGAUCUUUAACAGGUCUGUGGAACUAUAUCUUGCCUAGUGUUUUUAAUUAAAAAAAACACCAAGAAUGCAUGGUGCUCUAGAAAAGUGUGGAGAGUUGACAGUGAUUCACUGGAGGCUCCACUGAGGAGCUCUCUAUGUUGUGGAGAUUCUUUCAUUUCCUGAUGGUAGCAAGAUGUGCUUGGUAGACAAGAUGGUUCUAAAGCUGACUGGAUAGGAUCCAGGGCAACAUGAUCUAGGUGACCAUGCUUGAACGGGGGUGUGGUGGGGUUAGGGUUAGAUGGUCUCCCAAGGUCCCUUCCAACCUCAACCAUUCUGUGAUUCUGUGAAGACUGUAGGGUGAUGGGAAAUGAAUGUGGUAUGCUCUGGAGAUUGCUAUGAAUGAUGUUGAGGGAGGCAGACUAGGCUUAGGAUAACUGAAUUUUUAAAGCCUCUAGAUCCUCCUAAAAUGUCCCAGAAGCUGUGAUGAGCUUUUAGAUGGAUUGGGGCACUGCCAAGUGGUAACCGUCUGUAGCCCUAUAUCUAGCUAAGCUGUGAAACAAAAGCCUUUUGUGCACAUAAACCAAAAAGAGAAGCUUUUACACUGAAACACUAAGCAAAAGCCCACCCCAUUUUCUGCUGGUUAUUUUGGGGAGUGGGGAUAGGGACAGAGAGAUCACUUCCCUGCUGUUUAUUUUUUUUUUCUUUUUUUUUCUUUUGAUUCUUUCCUAUGUUAUAAUGAACUGUUCCUAUUCCCAUGUGAAAUAUUCUGAGAUCAGCAGCAAGUUUUCAAGGGAAUGUGGCAAUGGGAUUUUGGUCUACAGUGUUCUCUGGAUGUGCUGGCCUUGUGUCACUGCUCUUCCUUGGAUUUGCAAAAUGGUGAUUUUUUCCAAGAGGGGUCCAAGAUCUCAGCUCUCCCUUCCCAGGAAUCCAAUGGUAGGACCCAGCCAUUGUGUUUUGGAGAACUGCUGCCCAGUGUGCCUAAUACCAGAGCCUUUCCACUGGGUGUGCUGGGCUUUUAGCCAUGGCUGUAACCCCUGAUGGCAUAGCCCUGGUGCAUGGGGCCUCAGCACUUCUCCAAGCUGAUGGCCAGCUUUAGCCCUCUGUCUUCCUCUUCCUCUUGGUGAUGUGGCUGUCUCUUAGCCUAGUCACUCUGGCUAGGAGCUCCAGUGUUUCUCAAGGAAGCUCUGUGGCUCAGGAGGGCAGGAUUGGAUGGAGUUUACAGAUAAGAAAUCUCUGCUGUACUUUAAUCCUGAAUCCAAAGCAGACGGCUUUGGCCAACGGGGCUGUGGGUCUGACCCAGCUGUGUCACAACAAACAUAUCCUGGUGAUGACUCUGGCUCUCUGAGCCAUCUCCAUCAGCACUGGCAUCGGGGUCAGGAGGGCCAGGUUGCAACCGUGCUCCAGCUCUGCUUGAGAAGCAAAACGCUGUUUGCUGCGGUUAGGGAAGCAGUAGUGUCCAGUGGGCUGAAGUGGAAACACAGCUCCUGGUUCCGUUCCUCAGUCUGUCACUGACUCACUGUGCGACCUUUGGCAAAUCUGUUCGCCUCUUUGCCUUGCUUCCCCACCCUCUCCCUCCCCGUCUGUAAAAGUGGGGGAUAAUAAGGAAUUACCUACCUCACUCGGGGAGGCUGUGAGGUUUAAUUCAUGUUUGUAAAGUGCUUUGGGAUCCUCGUGAUGAAAUAGGAGAAUAUAGAGGGAAAAUACUUUGCUGUUAGUUUUCUCAGCUGCUUUUGCAGUGUUUUGUUUGGUUGUGGGUUCUCACACACUACUGGAGCCUGAAGCAAGCUGCAUGCCUUUGACUUCCGCAGUAGGAAUGGCUCAGGCAAGGAGCAGCCACUGCACACCGCUUCAAGGCUAGCUGUCUUGAAACCCUGACACAAUAAUCCACCUCCCAAAGGCAGUACUGUGAGACUGGUCUUAUUCUAAUUUUUAAAACACAAAAUUCAGUCUUGUUUUAUUCUCCCCUUUCUCAACGGAUCCAGAUCUCUUAACAAAAUAAUUAAGGAGAAGAAAGAAAAAGAGUUGAAUUGCUGUCUAACCUUUUUGUUAAGUUAAUAGUAGGUACUGACCUCCUGAUAUUUAAGUGUUUACUAUCUAUUUGCUGUAAAGUUUUGUAUAUUUUGUAAACUUCUCCCCAAACAGUAGAUGUCUAAAAUCGUUGUACAUCGGGUUCUUUUAUACUCCAUUGUUCAGCACAAAG
Rhea pennata is the source of this 7761-nucleotide messenger RNA. RefSeq names its product zinc finger and BTB domain containing 39 (gene ZBTB39). Gene Ontology annotation, biological process: regulation of transcription by RNA polymerase II. The record is from RefSeq and is a predicted model, not a curated record. Gene Ontology annotation, molecular function: protein binding; DNA-binding transcription factor activity, RNA polymerase II-specific. Bases 282 to 2417 code for a protein of 711 amino acids. Gene Ontology annotation, cellular component: nucleus. The transcript has 3 exons. Lineage: Eukaryota; Metazoa; Chordata; Aves; Rheiformes; Rheidae.